Messenger RNA from Entelurus aequoreus (snake pipefish), 9452 nucleotides. RefSeq names its product SH3 and multiple ankyrin repeat domains protein 3-like. Gene Ontology annotation, cellular component: postsynaptic membrane; dendritic spine; postsynaptic density. The record is from RefSeq and is a predicted model, not a curated record. Gene Ontology annotation, molecular function: ionotropic glutamate receptor binding; synaptic receptor adaptor activity. Bases 508 to 5619 code for a protein of 1703 amino acids. The transcript has 27 exons. Lineage: Eukaryota; Metazoa; Chordata; Actinopteri; Syngnathiformes; Syngnathidae.
ACGGGGCCGCUCCUCCACACCCACGCCGAUCACCCCGACUCUCUCACUGUGGAAGCCAGCGAGCGAGAGAGAGAGGUGUGUGUUCUAACCCACGCACUGGAGUGGGAGAUGGCGUGCGCAUGCUCACGUGCACACACACACACACACACACAGCAGUGUGUGCGUGGGUUGAAGCCAGCAGCCUUCCACUCGUCCUGCUCCUACCUCCCUCCUCAUCAGCAUCCUCCUCUUCCUCCUGCUUGAUCAGUCCAUCAUGAUGGAGAACAAGUCGCUCAUCUGCUGGGAUGGGCCGGCCAGCUCCCACAAUACCAUCUGAAGGUCUCGCUGCCGCCACCCACCUGAGGCGUCCCCACGGCUUCGUACGUCCGAGACAUCGAGCCGCCCGUCACACUGGACCAGGACCAGACUCCGAUCAGAACACUGAAGCCAUAAAGUGGUCCGGCUCUGGAUCAGUCCAGCACAGAUCGCUCACAGGAAAAGUUUGAUGGGACUGCUGCCUGUAGCCACAUGCCUCUGAGUCCAGCUGCUGACACCAAACAUGAUCGCCCACGCCAACAGGCGGUUACUAACGGCAACGCGACAGGCUCUACCGUUGCCAGGGACGACGACGCGGAGGACACGCCCUCUGGAAACAGCAUCGUCGUCCGUAUCGGCAUCCCGGACCUACAGCAGACGAAGUGUUUGCGGCUGGACCCAGAUUUACCCGUUUGGACCAGUAAGCAGAGGGUUCUGGUCACCUUGACUCAGUCUCUGUCGGAUGUUUUGAACUAUGGUCUCUUCCAGCCGGCGUUCAACGGCCGUGCUGGCAAGUUUCUGGAUGAGGAGCGACUGUUAAAAGAGUAUCCCCUCCCCCCUAUCACGCCAAUCCCAUACCUGGAGUUUCGUUACAAACGCAGAGUUUAUACGCAGAGUUACGUGGACGACAAGCAGCUAGCCAAGCUGCACACCAAAGCCAACCUGAAGCGCUUUAUGGAACAUGUCCACCAGAAGAAUGUGGAGAAGGUUUCCAAAUGGCUGGAAAAAGGUCUGGAUCCAAACUUCCACGACUCCGACAGCGGCGAGUGUCCACUCACGCUGGCGGUCCAGUUGGAGGAGAGCUGCGAUCUCAUCAAAGUUCUCCGCAGCGGCGGCGCUCACCUGGACUUCCGCACCAGAGAUGGAAUCACCGCCCUGCAUCGGGCCGUCUUGUGCCGGAACAGCUCCGCUCUCACGACUCUGCUGGACCUGGGAGCGUCUCCGGACUACAAGGACAGCAGAGGACUGACGCCCCUCUACCACUCCGCCAUGGUGGGUGGCGCCCCCUACUGCUGUGAGCUGCUACUGCAGGACCACGCCAGCAUCGGCAUGACCGACGAGAAUGGAUGGCAGGAAAUCCACCAGGCGUGUCGCUUUGGAAACGUGCAGCACUUGGAGCACCUGCUGUUCUACGGUGCCGACAUGAGCUCCCAGAAUGCAUCAGGAAACACCGCGCUGCACCUCUGUGCGCUCUACAAUCAGGACAGCUGUGCCAGAGUGCUGCUCUUCAGAGGAGCCAACAAGGACAUCAAGAACUACAACAACCAGACUGCCUUUCAGGUGGCCAUCAUCGCUGGCAACUUUGAUUUGGCCGAAAUCAUCAAGAUUCACAAAACCUCCGACGUUGUUCCCUUCAGAGAAACGCCAUCCUACACCAAACGCCGCCGCAUGGGAACCAUCAGGUUGCCGGCCGGAAACGGUCUCUCCUCGCCGCGCUCUUUGAUUCGCUCAGCCAGUGACAACGCGCUGGAAAGCCCCGCCUCCUCCCCCGGCCCCUCUUUGCAAAGCCUGGAAACACACCACGACACGCACACACACUCCCUACGACGACACACUCGCAGGCUCAGUCCCAGUGGCGCCGGUGGUCAUGUGGAAACCAGCCCCCCUUCCUCCCCGCCCCCGACCCCCCAGUUAAGGAAGAAGAGGCUAUACAGCGCCGUGCCGGGACGCACCUUCAUCGCCACGCGCUCCCACGUGCCCCAGGGUUCCGGAGAGAUCCAGCUGCACCGCGGCGAGAGGGUGAAAGUCCUGUCCAUCGGGGAAGGAGGAUUCUGGGAAGGAAACGUCAAAGGAAGAACUGGCUGGUUCCCCGCCGACUGUGUUGAGGAAGUCCAGAUGAGACAGUACGACCCCAGACUGGAGACGAGGGAGGACCGCACCAAGAGACUCUUCAGGCACUACACAGUGGGCUCCUACGACAACUACACCUCCUACAGCGACUACGUGAUCGAGGAGAAGAUGGCCGUGCUGCAGAAGAGAGAGAGCGAAGGCUUCGGCUUCGUCCUCAGAGGAGCCAAAGCUGAGACGCCCAUCGAGGAGUUCGCCCCCACCCCGGCGUUUCCUGCCCUGCAGUACCUGGAGUCUGUGGACCAGGGGGGCGUGGCCUGGAGGGCGGGGCUGCGUACAGGAGACUUUCUCAUAGAGGUCAACGGCGCCGACGUGGUGAAGGUGGGUCACCGCCAGGUGGUCUCGCUGAUCCGGCAGGGCGGCAGCCGCCUGCUGAUGAAGGUCGUGUCUGUUUCCCGCAAAUCAGACACCAACCUCAUCAGGAAGAAAGCUCCUCCCCCGCCCAAGCGAGCACCCAGUACCUCAUUGACACUCCGGUCCAAGUCCAUGACCGCUGACCUGGAGGAGAUAGCCAGGAGGAGGCGCUUUGACAAACUGGACGAAAUGUUGGCGGGAAGCACACACGAAGUGGUCUUGCGCUCCCGCCCCUCUGACGACUUCAGGGCGGCCACGGUCAAACAGAGGCCCACCAGCCGACGCAUCACUCAGGCUGAAAUUAAUUCCUUGUUUGAGCGUCAGGGUCUGGUACCGCCCACCGCUCCAGGGAAGAGCACCAUGGCUUUGCCGCGAGGAAUGUCGAGAACCAAAAGUUUUGGCACGCCCGAGGACGACAGGAUCUCCGCUUUGAUCAACGAAAGUCGUUUUCCGCGGAGCUCCUCGCUGACAGACAGCUUCAUCCCGCCUCCGCCUCAGACAGCGCCACCCCCUCCUCCCUCCGCUUCCUCCACCUCUUCGCUCUUCCUGCUCGACUCCGGGCCUCCGCCCUCCUUCCUUCCUCCGCCGCCCCCCGCCAGAGGGGAGGGUCUGACCCGCUCCAGCUUUAAACCCGGGGCGGAGCCAAGGCUGCAGGAGCUGGCGGACUCGCCGCUGAGGAGCCAUGCCCACGCAGAGCGCCAGAGAAAGGCCAGGUCCAUGAUCAUCCUGCAGGACACGCCCCCUCAACUGCAGACCGAGACGCACGCCGCCACGCCCGCCAUGCACACGCUGCACAGCUCCGCGCACACUUCCACGCUGUCUCUCCAUAGCCCGAGCUCCGCCCUCGGCCAUUCGCCGCUGUCACGCCGCCGUGGUCGGCCCAUAGAAAAUCCUUAUGCUAAUGUAGGCCAGCAGGCUGCGCCCACCAAACCUCAGAGGAGGAAGUCACCGCUGUUAAAACAGCUUCCUGUGGAGGAGCAGGGACUCAAAGAUCACGACGCAAAGUUGGAGUUGGGUGGACCCGGCAGCCCCAGCAGGGCAGAGCUGUACCAGCAGCAGGUGCUGUCUGAGCGUGCCCGGGUCCAAGGCCGCCGCUCGUCCCUCUUCCUGUCUGUGGAGGGCUCCGGCUCCGAACACCAGGUCCCGCCUCUCCUUACGCAAAGUCACUCCAUGGACGACCUCGGAGAGCUACCCCCGCCUGCGCCGGUCCUGUCACCAUCGCCGUCGCCCCACACCUUCCUCCACCCGCUGACCGGCAAACCUCUGGAUCCUUCAUCUCCACUUGCCCUGGCUCUGGCCGCACGAGAACGAGCGCUCACUGCGCGCACGCCUAGCCCGGAGCCACGGACCAAACACACCUCUGCCUCGACCACUCCCAUUCCCACGCCGGCCGCCAGCCCAGAAGGCAGACACAAGCGCACGCCGGUCCCCACCCCGCAGAGCAGCCCUGAGCCACGAUCCAAACGCACUACCCCUCAGACCAGCCCAGAGCCGCGAAGCAAGCGCACCACCCCUCAAACCAGCCCAGAGCUCAGACACAAGCGCAUAACCCCGCCCCUUUUCCCUGACGGACAGGUGGAACGGCCCGAAGCCGAGGGAGGUGUGACGUCUCCCGCCGGCCCCUCCCCAGAGCGCUGGAGACCUGUCCCUCUGGCGAGCCUGGUCAAUGAAAGCCACUCUCCUCUGAUUGACAGGCGCAGGAGCCUGACCAUUGGCAGUUCAGAGGAAGAGGGCGGAGCUUACACCGUAAAACUCCCCCCCGCCUUGCUGUCGUCUAGUGACGAGGAGACGAGGGAGGAGCUGCGCAGAAUAGGCCUGGUGACGCCACCCGCCGCUUUUGCCAGCCCCCCGACCUCACUCACCUUGUUGCCGCGGCGAAGUGGCGAGGGCGGGGGCAGCGCUCCCGACUCUUUGGGGAGGAGAGGUGAGGAGGACGAGGGUGACGAAGAGCGUCUCCAUGACAGCUCCUCCCCCAGCUCCCUUCCCCCCUCCAUCACCUUGGCCUCGCCUCCUGCUCCCUCGUCCCCCUCCUCGCCGCCCGCUUCUCACACCGUCACCUCUCCGUCCGCCCUCAAACCUCGCCUCCGCUCCCCCAUUGGGCGAGGCCGCUCAGCCCUCAGGGACCCCCUCCUUAAGCAGUCGUCUGACAGCGAGCUCCUCCCCUCGGCCGCUUCCUCCUCGCCGACCUCCCCACUCUUGUGCUCCCCCACUGGCGGACGCCAGCCUCGCUACCUCUUCCAGAGGCGCUCCAAGCUGUGGGGGGGCGGCGAGGACCGUAAUGACGACCGCCAAGGGUUUGGCACCGAGGAGGGUGGGGGCCGGCCGGCGGCCCUAGGGGGUCAAGGGUCGGGCUCGGCGGUAGACCUUAGCGGGCGGUCGGCGUCGGCGUUGGAGCUGAGCGGCCGGGCAGGGUCAGGUCUCGACCUCGCCAACAGACUUCAAUUGCUCAACAAGGACAGCCACUCCCUGGGGGAGGAGCCAAGCCCUCUAGACCCAGGACGCAGGUCGCCAGUAGGCGGGGCCAGGUUGUUCUCCAGUCUGGGCGAGCUGCACACCAUCUCCCAGCGAGGAUACGGCGCCACCUACACGGUUCGACCAGGAAGCCGUUACCCUGUCACACGCAGGAGCCCCUCCCCUUCGCCCUCGCCCUCUGAUAGGUCGACGGGGCUGGGCUCCUCCUCCCACUCGCCGUGCUCCGACAGGCCGGACCUGAGCUCAGGUCGAGGUCUGACCAUCCUCAAGUCGUCCAGUCUCAGUCUACCCUCGGAACCCAAGGAGGUCCGCUUCGUCAUGCGCAGCGCCAGCGCUCGGACCAGGUCCCGCUCGCCGUCGCCCUCCCCCCACGCCUCGCCCUGUCCCUCGCCGGUCCUGAGCGGACCCCUGCUGGCCCUGCGACCAUGGAGGCAGCGCCCUCUCAGCCUGUGGAACAAAUACGACGUGGGCGACUGGCUGGAGAGCGUGGGCCUGGCCGAGCAUCGUCAACGCUUCCAGGAACACGAGAUCGAAGGCUCGCAUCUUCCCGCCCUCACCAAGGACGACUACGUAGAGCUGGGCGUCACCCGACUGGGCCACCGCAUCAACAUCGAGCGGGCCCUCAGACAGCUGCUGGAGGGCUCCACUUGACCCCUGUGACCUCCCAACCUUUGAGACAGCGGGGUUGGCGUCCUCUCGUCUCGUCGGCUCUUUCAUCAAACGGUGAAUUACUGCUGAGCUCCUUUACAAGCACAAACCUUCCAAGUGAAGAACCAAGUAAGUAACACCUGACUGAUGGUCCUCACUGUGUAACAUACCUUAGCUUAGCUUAGCCUAGCCUUAGCAACUGAACUAAUUCCACUUUGAUCAAAGAGCUGAUUAUUUUUCUCCUCCAAUUAUUGAAGAGUGUUUUCCUUUUUGACUUUCUAUCUUACUUAGCGCUGACCAUUUAGCAACAAUCAUGUGCUCGUGAUGACGUUUGACGGUGGACUUUUUUUGUUGUGUUGCUGAUUGACUGAUCGAUGGUGCUACAUGUUCCCGCCAAGCCAUCUGUACGCAAAGCAUCUCGUCCAAUCAAAAGGGGUUUCCUCUCUGCCAUAAGGGUUCGCUUUGAUCCCGCCAUACGUGGAGAUUCCUCCCUGCUUGCUCAAAUCCUUUCUUUUACUUUUUGAAGAAAAUAGCUUAUUGUUUUCUCCUCAACAUCUCCUACUAGGAAGAGUAUGUCCGUCCGCGAGCGCUCAUUUUAUUAUUAUUUUCACUAAUAUGUAGGCCUGGACUCCAGUGGAAGAAAUAAUGGAAGGACAAAUAGAAGCUUAGCUUAGCCUAGCCUAGCGCAAUAAAGUGUACAAGGAAGCACUACCGUAUUUUCUGGACCGUAGGGCGCACCGGAUUAUAAAGCACACUGCCGAUGAAUGGUCUAUAAUUGAUCUUUUUCCAUAUACCGUAUUUUCCGCACUAUAAGGCGCACCGGAUUAUAAGGCGCACCUUCAAUGAAUGGCCUAUUUUAAAACUUGGUUCAUAUAUAAGGCGCACCGCAUUAUAAGGCGCAUAGAAUAGACGCUACAGUAGAGGCUGUGGUUACGUUAUGCAUCCCGUAGUUGCGAGACCUGUUGUGGCUCAAUAUUGGUCCAUAUAUAAGGCGCACCGGAUUAUAAGGCGCACUGUCAGCUUUUGAGAAAAUUGGAGGUUUUUAGGUGCGCCUUAUAGUGCGGAAAAUACGGUAUAAGGCGCAUUAUAGGGUGCAUUAAAGGAGUCAUAUUAUCAUUAGUAUUUUCUAAAUGUAAAAGACUUCCUUGUGGCCCGGUACCGGUCCGUGGAUCGAUUGGUACCGGGAUGCACAAGAAAUUAAAAAAAUAAAUAAAUAAAAUAAAAUAAUAAUUAUUUUUUAUUUUUUUAUUAAAUCAACAAAAAAACACAAGAUCAAUCAAUCAAUCAAUGUUUAUUUAUAUAGCCCUAAAUCACAAGUGUCUCAAAGGGCUGUACAAGCCACAACGACAUCCUCGGUACAGAGCCCACAUACGGGUAAGGAAAAAGAUACAAUCAAUCAAUCAAUCAAUCAAUGUUUAUUUAUAUAGCCCUAAAUCACAAGUGUCUCAAAGGGCUGUACAAAAAAAAAAAAAAAAAAGCUAAGUAUCGCUCUAUCUGUGUACAAUUGUAAGAUUCACUUACAAUUAGUGCACCAACCCAAAAAACCUCCCUCCCCCAUUUACACUCAUUCACACUCAUUCACACAAAAGGGUUGUUUUUUUCUGUUAUUAAUAUUUCUGGUUCCUACAUUAUAUCAAUAUAGAUCAAUAUAUUGAUAUAUGAAAAUUUUCAAGAGUUACAAAAAGGUUGGGGACCACAGGUCUACAAAACAUGUAAUGGUGGUUCUUUGGUCAAAAUGUUGCAUAGAUCAGUGGUCCCCAACCACCGGGUCGUGGCCCGGUACCGGUCCGUGGAUCGAUUGGUACCGGGCCGCACAAGAGAAAAAAAAACAACCUUUUUUCUUUUAUUUUUAUUUUUUUUUAUUAAAUCAACAUAAAAAACACAAGAUACACUUACAAUUGUGCACCAAACCAAAAAAAACCUCCCUCCCCCAUUCACACUCAUUCACACUCAUUCACACAAAAGGGUUGUUUCUUUCUGUUAUUAAUAUUUCUGGUUCCUACAUUAUAUAUCAAUAUAGAUCAAUAUAUUGAUCCACCUCCCAAGCCUCCCAAUUUUCAUGUGUUGACCGGUCCGCAGUUACAAAAAGGUUGGGGACCACAGGUCUACAAAACAUGUAAUGGUGGUUCUUUGGUCAAAAUGUUGCAUAGAUCAGUGGUCCCCCAACAACGGUCCGUGGAUCGAUUGGCCGCACAAGAAGAAAAAAAACUUUUUUUAUUUAUUUAUUAAAUCAACAUAAACAACACAAGAUACACUUACAAUUAGUGCACCAACCCAAAAAACCUCCCUCCCCCAUUUACACUCAUUCACACAAAACAGUUGUUUCUUUCUGUUAAUAUUUGUGGCUCCUAUAUUAUAUAUCAAUAUAGAUCAAUAUACAGUCUGCAGGGAUACAGUCCGUAAGCACACAUGAUUGUAUUUUUUUAUGACUAAACAAACCCCCCCCCCCCCCCCGGUCCGUGGACCAAAUUUUCAAGCGUUGACCAGUCCGCAGCUACAAAAAGGUUGGGGACCACUGGCAUAGAUGAUGUUUUACAGAUCAUCUUCAAGCCGCUUUCUGACAAUCGCUUCCGGAUGCGCCGUUUUGUGGGCGGUCUUAUUUACGUGGCUCACCUUCGACGGCGUCUUCUCCCCGCCAUCUUUGUUGUAGCGGUGUAGCGUGCAAGGACGCGAGUGGAAGAAGUCUCAAAAGAUGGCGCUAACUGUUUUAAUGACAUUCACACUUUACUUCAAUCAAUAACGGAGCAGCGUCUCCUCAUCCGGAAACAACAACACCGGAAAUGUGUCCCGCGAAAAACCGUCCGAACGGAGCUCUCUAAUAACUAAAGUUCCUUGGGUGAAUUAUGUAAACUCACUACACCGGUAUGUUUUAGUGCUUUCAUGGCGAGUUUACUGACAGAUAUAAGUAAGAACUUUACACUACUUUUAUAUUAGAAAUGGCAACAGCGGAAGAUGAAUGUCACAUAACAAGAAGAUAAAGAAAAAGCUUAUCGACUACGGAGUCGCCACGGACUAGAAAGGCGGAUGCGUGCAAUUUUUCAGAAUUUAUGCAGAUACCAAAUACAGAUCAGCAGGUACCAGAAGGUAACAAAAGUUGCUUUUGCAUAAUAUUGCGAAACAAAACACCAGAUAAUGUCUUACCUUAUACACACACCAGCCUACACUUAUCUCUUAUGUUUGACUGCCAUCUACUGGGCACACUUAUCAUUACACCAUGUACCAAAUAAAAUUGCUUCGAGGUGGGUAAGCUCAACCAAACUUAUUCCUUACAUUAGGCGCACCGGGUUAUAAGGCGCGCUGUCGAGUUUUGUGGGUAAAAAAUAAGGAUUUUAAGUGCGCCUUAUAGUCCGGAAAAUACGGUACUUUUUUGUCCCUGUGCUAAGUAAACAUACUACAUCAAAGAAGCUUCUGGAAGAUGUUAGCGUGACCACAAACAAAACGACGUGUUGUGCUAAAAUGUCAUUUAUGGACACAAUGGGUGGAGUCUUGCCCUCUACGCCAGCAGCCGUGCUUUCUGUCGAGUGUCUUGCGCGGGUCUCCAACAAUCAGUGUGAGGCGAUAGCGGGACGAGCCCAGCAAGGCACGGGACAGAGUCGGGGUAUGAACCACACGGAAGAUACGAGGAAGACAGCAUGACGCUACUUGUGGGUCGGAGGUCACAUUAGAUCAUUAGAACAUGUAGCUGAUUAUGUGAUCUGAAUAUCUUUGAUUCAUCAAGACCAGUAAUAAGCAAUAGUCUCCUCCAUUGAUUACCACUUAACUAUUGUUUCUUUCUAGAAGGUUGUUGUUGGACUGAGUGACAACGUGUGUAACCUUUCUAAUAAAGGCUCAUUUAC